Soboliphyme baturini is the source of this 356-nucleotide messenger RNA. Lineage: Eukaryota; Metazoa; Nematoda; Enoplea; Dioctophymatida; Soboliphymatidae. The record is from the annotation of a GenBank genome assembly.
AUGCGUGUGGUCGCCAGCAGAUUCUGUACUUUUACCUUCGUUUGGCUUUGGCUGGUGGUGCCGGUGUGCGUUGCCGAAGUGUUGACAGUAGCCACCGCAAUCGGUACGGCAUCCAUUCUGUCUGGUCUGCUCGCUACCCUGCCAUACUUUCGUUGUCGGUGGUACGAAUGCUGCGAGGACACAUGGGUGUCCCCUGACCUGCAGGGCUUGAACGAGGCACUGCAAGCCAAGCUUUAUGGGCAACCGCUGGUCAUCAACACGAUUUACAACGCGCUCAAGUCGCACUUCAACAAAGCUGUCCACAAGAAGGCGUUGGUCAUGUCAUUUCAUGGCUGGAGCGGCGGUAAGGUCUGAAA